Messenger RNA from Quercus lobata, 882 nucleotides. RefSeq lists its product as uncharacterized. Bases 1 to 882 code for a protein of 293 amino acids. The transcript has a single exon. The record is from RefSeq and is a predicted model, not a curated record. Lineage: Eukaryota; Viridiplantae; Streptophyta; Magnoliopsida; Fagales; Fagaceae.
AUGGAAGUUGGCACAAAAAAUCUUAGCAAAUAUUUCCCUCCCACAAAGACAGCAAAGUUAAGGAAUGAUAUCACCACGUUCAUCCAAUUUGAGGGUGAAUCAUUAUAUGAAGCAUGGGAGAGGUACAAAGAUUUAUUGCGAAGGUGUCCUUAUCAUGACCUUCCAGCAUGGCUUCAAGUGCAAACAUUCUACAAUGGUCUAGGAGCUACAAGCAGGUCUAUGGUUGAUGCAGCAGCUGGUGGAGCUUUAAUGAGUAAAACUCAUGAGGCAGCCUAUGAACUUCUGGAAGAAUUGGCAUCCAACAACUAUCAAUGGCCUACAGAAAGAGCAAUGCCAAGAAAGACAACUGGAGUUUUAGAACUUGAUUCUAUUACCUCAUUAGCAGCACAAAUGGUAACUUUGUCUCAACAACUAGGUAAAAUGAAUGUUAAUGCUAUUCAAACUAAUGUUGUUUGUGAUCAUUGUGCAGGAAAUCAUUCAAGUGUCGACUGCCAAGUGGGAAAUCCUUUUGCCCAAUCGAGUUAUGGACAAGCAAAUUACUUGUCAAAUCUUCAACGUCAAAAUAAUCCAUACUCGAACACGUACAAUCCUAGAUGGAGGAAUCACCCCAACUUCUCAUGGAGCAAUAACCAAGUGCAGGCUAAACCACCUCAGCAAUUUCCACAUCAAGAGAAGAAGCCGACACUUGAGGACAUGUUCAUGCAGUACAUACAGAAGACAGACGUGGCGAUCCAAAAUAACUCAGCUUCAAUCCGUAAUCUUAAGGUGCAAAUCGGUCAGCUCUCAAGCAUGCUCACAGAGAGGACUGCAGGAACUUUGUCGAGCAACACUGUCACCAAUCCGAAAGAACAUGCAAAGGAAAUAUCAUUGAGAAGUGGGUGA